Molecule: messenger RNA, 578 nt
Organism: Protopolystoma xenopodis
Lineage: Eukaryota; Metazoa; Platyhelminthes; Monogenea; Polystomatidea; Polystomatidae
Source: the annotation of a GenBank genome assembly
AUGUCUGGAGAUCGCGAGACAGGAUUCAUGCAAGUCAUGACGAAAACUGGCCCAUCUGAAACGGAUUUUCGUUUUUCCCAACCGACUAUGAUCAUCUCCCGAAAAGGCCGAUUUGAAUUCAUCCAGUUUCAUGGCAAUUGCCUCACUUUGGCGUUUCAUGCUGGCUUUCGGAUCGUUUAGAAAUGGCCAUGCGUCAACAAGUGCCGAGCUGGCGAUUUUUGCAGACGUCGAGACCGCUUCGAUUGUGUGUCAGAAGCGGAGGCUGUUGGUUCCAAUCUGGCGUUUGCCAGCCCAGACGACCCGGUUGGUUGGCCACUUCUUCCAUUCGGGUCUUGGGCUCCUACCUCGGCGUCGAACACCGUGAAACCCAUUACAACUCGACAGCAUCGGACGCAUUUCGGAACUUUCAAAAAACAUUUCAGUAUAAGGUGCUUUUCACCUCGCCUCCUGCCAGAGUCACUUUCUCAGCAUGUGUGCAUAGAAAGCUAAAUAAAUCAGCCAAAGAGAAUUUCUUGGGACAAACAACCGCGGUAGAAUGUUGUCAACUACAAGGCAUGAUCACCAAAUCUUGGGCCUGA